AUGCAACUUGAAAGUUCUUUCUAUAUAAACACAAGAAAAAGAAAAGUAUCUGUGACAUUUGAUGAUGAGUUUGACUACCUCUAUGAAAUAAAAGAUAAUGCAGAACUUUGUCUUGAUGUUAAAAAGGUUAUGAGAGAGAACACCUUCCUGGAACUGGAUUUCGGCUUGAAGAUUUCAGCUUCCCGAGUUUUUUGGGAUAGUGGAUUUCAGCUUCCGGGUUCUUUGGGAUAUUGGGUAAAUUUCAGCUUCCCGGGUUCUUUGGGAUAUUGGAUUUUGGCUUUUCAGGUUCUUUUGGAUAUUGGAUUUCAGCUUCCUGAGUUCUUUGGAAUAUUGAAAAAAAAAAUUGAACAGAUUGAAUGGAUUAAAUGGAUAUCCGUUGAACUAUCCAGUCAAUCUGGUCAAACCGGUGAUACAAGAAUUGAACAGAUAUUCAUUGAUCCAUUUGGUUAA
Molecule: messenger RNA, 450 nt
Organism: Rhizophagus irregularis DAOM 181602=DAOM 197198
Lineage: Eukaryota; Fungi; Glomeromycota; Glomeromycetes; Glomerales; Glomeraceae
Source: RefSeq, a predicted model, not a curated record